Messenger RNA from Crotalus tigris (Tiger rattlesnake), 2424 nucleotides. RefSeq names its product G protein-coupled receptor 1 (gene CMKLR2). NCBI's taxonomy places the organism in Eukaryota, Metazoa, Chordata, Lepidosauria, Squamata, Viperidae. Gene Ontology annotation, biological process: inflammatory response; phospholipase C-activating G protein-coupled receptor signaling pathway; complement receptor mediated signaling pathway. Bases 406 to 1611 code for a protein of 401 amino acids. The transcript has 6 exons. The record is from RefSeq and is a predicted model, not a curated record. Gene Ontology annotation, cellular component: plasma membrane. Gene Ontology annotation, molecular function: G protein-coupled receptor activity; complement receptor activity.
CUAGAAUAGAAUAAAGAUGGUGAAAAAACUGGGCAGCAUUCUGAAGGCAUACAUGAGAAAUAAUAUCUGACAUAUCUUAAGUGAAAUGGACAAGAUAAAUCAGAAAAGCAAAAAGAAUAUAAUAUAGAUUGCUUCAACACUGUUUUUUCUGAAGAGGCUAGAGAGGAAGAAAUUAAAAUAAUCCCUGCAACGUGCAAAGAAUUGUGAUCCCUUUAUAGAUGAUGAAAAAAAAAUUAAAAUAGCAGAAGAGCUUUAACUUUUUACCAAGGAGCCAUCUGUUCUCUUAGGGGGAUUUUCAGGUGCCUUUACCAUCCAGCAGAAUUAAAAAGAUACAGUGGACUAUAACAUCCAUUUAUAGAAGUGUCAAGAAGAUGCAAAGCAAAGUGUUUCUGGGAAAUAUAUACAAUGAUAGUAAUAAAUAUGAUAAGAAGUAUUCAAAUCAUAAGCAGAAGCCAUUGGCAUAAAACUGUAGGCUCUUUCUUCAAUUGGACUCACACUUCCAAGAUCCAAGUUCGCAGGAGACAGAGUGUGGUCAUGUCAUCAACUGACUUCCUGUACCAAGAUAACUUUACUGAAUACUUCGAAGAUUAUGAGGAAGAUGAGCCAGCCCAGGCCUACCUCAGUCAUACACAAAUCACUUCUCUUGUGCUACAGAUGGUGGCUUUUCUCUUAGGAGUACCUGGCAAUGCAAUAGUUAUUUGGAUCAUGGGCUUCAAAUGGAAUAAGACAGUUACAUCCAUCUGGUUCCUCAACUUGGCAAUUGCAGACUUAAUAUUUGUUUUGUUCCUGCCCCUAUAUAUUACAUAUGUCAUCAUGGGCUUCCACUGGCCUUUUGGGAAAUGGUUGUGCAAAGCAAAUGCUUUUAUGACCUUGCUCAACAUGUUUGCCAGUGUCUUCUUCCUGACAGCAAUCAGCAUUGAUCGUUAUGUCCAUCUGAUCCACCCUGCCUUCUCCUAUAAGCAUCGGACACUCAGGAAUGCCUGUAUCCUGAUUCUGCUUAUCUGGAUUUUGGCUACAGUUCUUGGAAGCCCAGCACUGUAUUUCAAAGACACAUUUAUAUCACCCCAAAAUGUCACCAUAUGCUAUUACAACUUUCACCAUGAGUUUGAUGUUAUUGUAUUCAGACAUCACACACUUACAUGGAUAAAGUUCAUUUGUGGCUAUCUCUUUCCACUCUUAACUAUGAUUGUUUGUUAUUCCUUUCUAGUCAGCCAGGUUAAAAAAAUUACAGUACUAACUUCCAGCAGGCUCUUCUGGACUAUUCUUGUGGUGGUGGUGGUUUUUUUUAUUUGCUGGACCCCGUAUCAAAUAUUUACCAUUCUGGAACUGUCAGCUCAUCAUAAUACCUCUUUGCAUGAUUUGUUUGAAAGUGCCAUACCUCUUUCUAUUGGCUUUGCCUUCAUCAAUAGUAGCCUGAACCCUAUCCUUUAUGUCCUUCUCAGUAAGAAGCUCUCAUCCUCCUUUAGUGUGACAUUCUCAGAGUUGGUCAAACACACCCUGUGGGAAGUCAGCCGAUCUGCCACAGUGAGCGAUCACGGUCAGAAUUCCCUGAGUCUGCAGUUGACUGAAGCCCCAGUGAUAGAACACACUCUGGAGGAAAUUUUGCAGUGACUGCCUGUCUCUUUGUAAAUUAAAUUCAGUUUAGUACUAGGUUAACAUACGUCUUGAGUACAAACAAAUAGACGAUAAGCUUUUUACAAGUUCUGUUAAAGAUCUUUAAUUUUUGACAGAGCUCUCAGAACACAUAUGUCUCUCUUAACUCCUGCCUGAACUCUUCUCAGUCAAAUAGGGAUGAACAUUAAUGCAGCUUAGAACAAUGUAAACAUAUGGCUGAAGGCCCCAACAUUUCACUUGCAAGUAUAAUAAGGCUUCUGCAAUCAAUCUUUUUCACUAAUUAUCCUUUAGGAGUUAUAGGGGAGUAGUCUCAGACUGAUAAAGUAGAACAAUAUGAGAAUAAUCUUUGCUUUCCUAUCAGUUUCAGCUUGGUGAAUUUUUCUAGGCUGAGAUUAAAAAUGUUACAAGGGAAACACAAGAAGAAGAAAAAAAGAGAUUUUGUAGACGCAUAAGAUUUUGAAAUAUAUUCUAUAUCCUAGUAUUGCUUUUUUAUCAUUUUUCAAAAAUAAAAAAAAUGGUAUCAGUGGGGAAUUCAGGGCAGAUCAAUAAUUCUGGGCUAUAUAUGUAUGUAUGUAUGUAUGUAUGAGGAAGUUUAUUAUAAAUAUUUUCUUAUGUUAUCUAAAAUGCACAAUGUUACAAUAUUUAUAGUAAUACAGUAUUAUAUUAUAGUGCUAUGGUAAUACAGUACUGUAUUUACGAUGCUUCUAGCACAAAUGAAAAUAUAUAAUGUAAGCACAAUUUGAUCUCUUCUUUUGUUACUGUUGUUGCUUGAAUAUAGACAUUUACAUAUAUUAAAGGACUUUUCUGUUA